UCGGGACAAACUAAAAAACCCAAAAAAUCUGAGCCAAAUUGAUUAAAUCAAUUAAUAAAAUCACACUUGUUUUUGUUUUGAAAACCUUGAGAUUUGAGAACCAAACACGACGCUGCGCCUUGUGUAGUUGCCCAACGCCGCGCCACCAGAUAGUUACACUUUUUUCUUCAACUCAAGAGAAGAGCUUCCAUGGAGAAUGCAGACAUCCCUGAGAAUGCCAACGAGCAUUGCCCAGGUCCUCAGUCUGAAUCUGCUGGAAAAUCUGAUGCAUGUGAAGGGUGCCCGAAUCAACAAAUUUGUGCCACUGCCCCCAAAGGACCUGACCCUGAUCUGGUUGCCAUUGCAGAAAGAAUGGCUACUGUGAAACAUAAGAUAUUGGUCUUGUCAGGAAAGGGAGGAGUUGGCAAGAGCACGUUCUCUGCCCAACUGGCGUUUGCUUUAGCUGCAAGGGAUUUUCAGGUGGGUCUUCUUGACGUUGAUAUUUGUGGUCCAAGCAUUCCAAAGAUGCUUGGCCUAGAAGGUCAAGAGAUACAUCAGAGCAACCUUGGUUGGUCCCCUGUCUAUGUAGAGUCCAACCUUGGGGUCAUGUCAAUUGGGUUCAUGCUUCCCAAUCCAGAUGAAGCUGUUAUAUGGAGAGGCCCACGCAAAAAUGCACUUAUCAAGCAGUUUCUAAAAGAUGUCUACUGGGGAGAACUUGAUUUUCUAAUUGUUGAUGCUCCACCAGGAACCUCAGAUGAACACAUUUCCAUUGUUCAAUUCCUUGAUGCCACUGGAGUAGAUGGUGCAAUCAUAGUUACUACACCUCAACAAGUCUCUCUUAUUGAUGUGAGAAAAGAAGUGAAUUUUUGCAAGAAAGUUGGCGUGAAAGUUCUCGGGGUUGUAGAGAAUAUGAGUGGCCUGUGCCAGCCUAUCACAGAUUUCAAGUUUAUGAAGUUGACCGAUAAUGGCGAGCAGAAAGAUGUUACACAGUGGGUUUGGGAAUACAUGAGAGAAAAAGCACCAGAAAUGCUGAAUUUGCUUGCUUGCACUGAAGUGUUUGAUAGUAGUGGUGGUGGAGCAGUGAAAAUGAGCAAUGAUAUGGGGGUACCCUUUCUUGGUAAUGUUCCUUUAGAUCCACAGCUUUGUAAGGCAGCUGAAGAAGGUUCAUCCUGCUUUGCUAAGAAAGAUUGUGUUGUUAGUGCUCCAGCACUAAACAAGAUUAUAGAGCAGUUGAUUGAAACUAAUGGGUGGUCAAUGUUAGUAAGUAAUGGAGUGUAGGAGAUCUUGCUUUAUGAUGAUCUUUGUAAAUCAAAAUCUAAUUUUAUCUAUGAACGCUUUGCACAGAAUUUUUCUUUAAUACUUAAGCCAUGUAGGGUUGAGACAUUUUGGGACCUGACGUAUUGGUAUUCUGGGCCUCUAUGUUAUACGUAUUUUGACGACGUAGUUACUGAUAAAUUUACAGUAAAAUAAGUUUCCCAGUUUGUAUUGGCAGUCUGAAUGCUUAUUUCUCUAGAUUUUUUAGAGUAUAUUUCUUUAAUACAUUGGAGUUUCUAGCCA
Glycine soja is the source of this 1536-nucleotide messenger RNA. Its product is annotated as cytosolic Fe-S cluster assembly factor NBP35-like. Gene Ontology annotation, cellular component: cytosol. Lineage: Eukaryota; Viridiplantae; Streptophyta; Magnoliopsida; Fabales; Fabaceae. The record is from RefSeq and is a predicted model, not a curated record. The transcript has 4 exons. Bases 190 to 1257 code for a protein of 355 amino acids. Gene Ontology annotation, molecular function: ATP-dependent FeS chaperone activity; ATP binding; 4 iron, 4 sulfur cluster binding. Gene Ontology annotation, biological process: iron-sulfur cluster assembly.